Molecule: messenger RNA, 1086 nt
Organism: Prunus armeniaca (apricot)
Lineage: Eukaryota; Viridiplantae; Streptophyta; Magnoliopsida; Rosales; Rosaceae
Source: the annotation of a GenBank genome assembly
AUGUUUUCGACUAGGUCCGUUUUGCGUGGGCAGCUAAGACCGUCGGUGGCUGUGUUGCACUCUUCAUUUUACUCUUCUUUAUCAUCCGCAGCUGCAAUUCAAGCUGAGAGAACCAUCAGACAAGGCCCCAGAAAUGACUGGAACCGCGACGAGAUCAAGGCCGUCUAUGGCUCUCCUGUUCUCGAUCUACUUUUCCACGGGCAGUGUACUCUCCUCUCUAUCAAGACUGGUGGAUGUAGUGAGGAUUGUUCGUAUUGUCCUCAGUCGUCCCGGUAUAACACAGGACUAAAGGCCCAAAAGCUUAUGACAAAGGACGCUGUCAUGGAGGCAGCACAAAAGGCAAAAGAGGCUGGAAGCACACGCUUUUGCAUGGGUGCUGCAUGGAGGGAUACAGUUGGAAGAAAGACAAACUUUAACCAGAUCCUGAAUAUGGGUAUGGGAAUGGAGGUGUGCUGCACCUUAGGCAUGCUAGAAAAGCAACAAGCUUUGAAACUCAAAGAAGCAGGCCUGACAGCUUACAAUCACAAUCUUGACACCUCUAGAGAAUUUUACCCAAAUGUCAUUACCACAAGGACCUAUGAUGAGCGCUUGGAAACCAUUAAGUUUGUCCGGGAUGCAGGAAUUAGUGUGUGUUCAGGAGGAAUAAUAGGGCUCGGAGAAGCAGAGGAGGAUAGAGUUGGUUUGCUGCAUACAUUAGCAACACUCCCAUCUCACCCAGAAAGUGUUCCCAUCAAUGCAUUGGUUUCAGUGAAAGGCACACCUCUUCAAGAUCAGAAGCCAGUUGAAAUUUGGGAGAUGAUACGAAUGAUUGCCACUGCCCGUAUAGUCAUGCCAAAAGCAAUGGUCAGAUUGUCAGCUGGCAGAGUAAAGUUUUCAAUGCCAGAGCAGGCAUUGUGCUUUCUUGCCGGUGCAAAUUCGAUAUUCACUGGUGAGAAGCUAUUGACUACUCAAAACAACGAUUUUGAUGCUGAUCAACUCAUGUUCAAGGUGCUUGGUCUGAUUCCCAAAGCUCCCAGUUUCUCUGAGGAACCAGCAAAGGCAUAUGAGGCAGAGGCUUGUGAGGAAGCUGUUUCCAGUUCAGGCUGA